This is a messenger RNA of Dendronephthya gigantea, 2800 nucleotides long. Its product is annotated as calpain-7-like. The transcript is spliced from 25 exons. Gene Ontology annotation, molecular function: calcium-dependent cysteine-type endopeptidase activity. Bases 50 to 2416 code for a protein of 788 amino acids. The record is from RefSeq and is a predicted model, not a curated record. NCBI's taxonomy places the organism in Eukaryota, Metazoa, Cnidaria, Anthozoa, Malacalcyonacea, Nephtheidae. Gene Ontology annotation, biological process: proteolysis.
ACCAGGCGAAUCGGGUGUAUAACUUCCUGUAAACAAUCGAUCAAAAAUUAUGGUGGACAUUCAGUCAUUAUGUGAUGAUGGUGUAAAGUUUGCCACAGAAGCGGUUAAAUAUGACCAAGCAGGCGACUUCGAACAGGCAAUAUUCUUCUACUCAGAAGCUUCUGAUGCACUUUUGAAAGCUUGGUGCGAGGACAACAGUUUAAAUGUUCGAUUAAAAGUAGAAAAGUAUAUUGAAAGAGCCGAGGAAUUGUAUCAAAGUAAAGGUAGUGAUGAUGUGAAGAAACCUCUAAAAUCAUCACAACAAAAAGAUCUCGAAAAGGCACGUUUCUUCUUGCAACAAGGCCUAGCAGAGGAUGAGAAGGGCCGAAAAGAUGAAGCCAUUCCUUUGUAUACAGAUGCAGCAGAAAUUUGUCUGAAAGCUUGCAAAGGAUUGGAAGACAAAGAUCUCCAGUCCAAGCUGCAAUCCUUAGCACUGCAAGCUGUUGAAAGAGCUGAAGCAAUUAAACAACUAUCUCCCACAAAAUCAAAUGCUCACCUAGCAUCAGCUCUUCCAAAAACAAACCAAGACAAAGGGAAAAAGCCAACUCUUACAAGCAAAGAACUUGAAGUUUUAAAAAAAACAUCAUUUAUCAAUGGAAAAAAGUAUCUGCCAUGGCUUGAUGUUGAUGUAUAUGAAAAGUUUGGUUAUCUUGAUGUAUUCAGUGAUCCUGAUGGAAACCUACCGCUUUCAGUUAAACAGAAAGAUAGAUUUGCAAAAUGGGUUCGACCAAGCGACCUGACUGAUGACCCAAAAAUGAUUUAUGCUGUCUCAAGUUUAAGUAUUCGUCAGACUGUUGUUACAGACUGUUCCUUCGUUGCAUCAUUAGCUAUUUCUGCCGCAUACGAAAGGAAAUUUCGUAAACGUAUAAUUACAAAGAUUAUAUUCCCACAGAACAGAAACGGAGAGCCAGUCAUAAACCCGUCGGGAAAGUAUAUGAUAAAAUUAUGGGUAAAUGGUGUUUCUCGAAAAGUAAUUAUUGACGACAAAUUACCAUUAGGUGAAGAUGGUCAGUUGCUGUGUUCCUACUCUAUGAACAAAAAUGAAAUGUGGGUUAGCCUUAUUGAAAAAGCAUAUCUGAAGGUAAUGGGAGGAUAUGACUUUCCUGGCUCAAAUUCAAAUAUUGACCUUCAUGCUUUAACUGGAUGGAUUCCAGAAAGAGUUUCAAUAAAAUUAGAUAGCCCCGAUUUCAAUACGGAUUCUUUAUUUGAUCGAAUUUUUUCUGGAUUACAUCGAGGCGACUGUUUAAUAACAGCUGCUACUGGUAACUUGGGUGAUGCCAUUGCAGACCAAGCAGGCCUUGUUCCAACUCACGCUUAUGCCGUACUCGACAUUAGAAAAAUCAAGAAUUUCAGACUUCUUCAACUAAAAAAUCCUUGGACACAUUUGAGAUGGAAGGGAAAUUUUUCUGAAAAAGACACUGAAAACUGGACUCCUGAAUUGCAGAAGGCAUUAAAUUUCGAUCUUAAAAGUGCAAUCCGAGUCGACAAUGGUGUUUUUUGGAUUGAUUGGAAGUCUUUGUUACACUUCUAUGACGUGUUGUACAUUAACUGGAAUCCAAAAUUAUUUACAAGUCGCUACGUCCUCCAUUCGACGUGGAAAUCUGCGGAAGGACCUGUAAGGGACGCAUACAAUUUAGGGGAAAAUCCACAGUAUAAACUUCAAGUUAAUUUUACCAGCGAUCAGAAUCCGGUCGUUUGGAUCCUUUUAACUAGGCAUAUUUUGGAUAGGGACGACUUUGCAAACAACAAAGAAUUUAUUACCGUACAUGUUUAUAAAACGUCAGGGCAAAGGGUCUAUUAUCCAGACAACUGUUAUAUCGAGGGUGUCAAGAUCAACAGUCCUCAUUAUUUGGUUAAACUUAAUCCCGACAAAACAACGAAUACGUUCACUCUGGUGCUUUCACAGUACGAGAAACAUAACGCAAUACACUACACGUUGAAGGUAUUUUCUUCAGCUGAAUUUAAACUCUCUCCCGUACCGAAUCCCUAUGUUUGUCACAAACAGGAAACUGGAGAAUGGAAAGGGAUUACUGCAGGCGGUUGUCCCAACUAUCCCGAAACUCACAAGAACAACCCUGUGUAUUUCUGCGAACUGGAAGAGUCUGCGCCUUCUACGACACUUAGCGUUCUCGUCAAAGUGCGUGGACCAAGACAAUAUGCUGUUGGUUGCCUUAUGAUAUCUUUGGCAUCUUCAGGAGGAUACCCAGUUUUCAAGAAAUCAGUUGAGUCAUACAGAACUGGGUUUUGUGUAUUGGAACUUUCCGAUGUACCUGCUGGCUCAUACCACAUUAUUCCGUCAACAUUUCGACCACAGUGUGAAGGUCCAUUCAUCUUAGAAGUUUCUUCAUCUUCACGACUUACUCUACGAAGACUUUAAAUAACGGAGAACUAUAAUAUAUAUCACUAUUUAGACUGUAAUAUAUCAUACGCAGCGGCAGCGUGUGCCGCAAUUAACAUGCGCAUAGCAGUGAUAUAGCACAACUUCAUUUUUUUGUUAUCCAAUGCUUAUCUGAAGGAUGUUUCUUAAAAGUUUAAGUCAGCAGGUAUCUCUAUAGCAAUUAAGCAGUGGCUGGAUGAAGCGGUCAAGAUAAUAGACACUUACUGUUUAUGAUUGCCGAUUUACAUUUAAUUUUAUAUAACACCUUAUUAGUAUAAUGUCUUUUAAAUGGUCGUUUUUGAUCACGUGGCAUUAAAUAGAAAUUUCCAUUUUACUGACCAGUCUAGCCGUGCAAAUAGUUUUUUCCAUUUCACGGUUGCUUUC